CCAGCCCUGAUUCGUGGCGUGAUAUCGUUGCGGGUCGAGCUCGCGAAUCAAAAGUCGUACGAUCGGGCAGACGAAAUCAGUUUCGGGCUAACUGGGUCACCCGGAGCAGUAAGGAGCCGUUGCUUGCCCCAUUGCCCAAAAGAAAGGGACCCAGGUGAAGUUUACGUCGUUCAGAUAUGGACCUCACACCCAUUUUCCGACUCGAGCACGCUGCUUUCUGGUUCUCCGUGGAGUUGCUCGUUGCUGCGCUUGGGGGAAAAAAAAAUAUUCGACGCAUGCGCUGACUUUCGCUAGCCUGUUCUACCCGACGCGAUCAUGCCAUGCUUGAUCGAUGCCGUCAAGUGCUUGGACGUGCUUAUGGAAUGUUCGGGCGCUAGGUGCUGAAAUGAUGCAUAUAAAAACGUGGUUUCACGGCAGCAGCAGCAGCAGCAGCAGCAGCUAGACUUAAGACAUUGAAUUGAGAUACCCGCACGACUCCUAGAAAGAACCUUACAGUUUCUCACGAUAUCAGCGUCCUGCCCUCUUUUGCUGCACUUGGCUUAUACCACCUAGACUACUUCUGUAUACUCUUUACUGUCCUGCAACACCUUCAUCAUGCCUCUGACCCCCGAACAAAAGGCUCUGGUCAAAGCCACCGUGCCUAUUCUGGAGAAAUAUGGAGAGACGAUCACCGCCACCUUCUACAGGAAUCUUCUUCGUGACAACCCCUCCUUCAGGAACAUUUUCAACUCGGCGAAUCAGGCACACAUGGCGCAGCCCAAGGCGCUGGCGCACUCGGUGUACGCCUACGCAAAGCAUAUUGACGACCCUUCAGUGCUUGGUCCCACAAUUGAGCUCAUAGCCAACAAGCACGCGAGCUUGCUCGUCCGAGCAGAGCAUUAUCCGAUCGUGGGGAAGUACCUGCUCGGGGCCAUGGCAGAGGUUCUCGGCGAUGCACUGACCCCUGACGUCGUGGAUGCUUGGACAGUGGCAUAUGGCGAGCUUGCGGACGUCUUCAUCAAAGUCGAACAGGAUCUCUACAACCAGACGAACGGCUGGACCUACUGGAGGGAAUUCAGGAUCACGAAGAAGGUUGUCGAGAGCACCGAGAUCACGAGUUUCUGGCUGGCGCCCGUGGACGGUCAGUCCCUACCAGAAUUCAAGCCAGGUCAAUACGUUUCUGUCAUGAUCGAUGUCCCCAGCCUGGGACACGCCCAGACACGACAAUACUCGCUGAGCGACGCGCCGCUGGCGGACCACUGGCGCAUCAGCGUCAAGAAGGAGGCCGGUUUGAACGCCAACGACCCUGCUUCUGCCACGGCGCCGGGUCUGGUCAGCACGCUGCUUCACGACACCAAAAACGAAGGGGAUAUAAUCAAGCUCAGCCACCCCAUGGGCAACUUUGUGCUCGACAGUCUCGAUGCGACGGAUGACAAACCGCUGGUUCUGAUCUCAGGAGGCAUUGGGCAGACCCCGUUGACGUCGAUCCUCAACUCUCUGGUGUCACGGUCCGUCGAGCGACCGAUCUCGUGGAUCCACGCGGCGCGGGCUGCCGAUGUCCGAGCCUUCGCGUCGGACAUUGACAACAUCGCGAAGACGAAGAAGAACGUUCGGGCCGUCUUUUUCGACGCAACGCCUCGGAAUGGGGCCAUGGGCGAGAACCUGGCGGCUCGCCAGGAGGGCAAGUUUGAUCUCAGCAAAGUCGACAAGCAGGAGGAGUUGUUUCUGUCUCAGGACAAGACCGAAUACUAUGUGUGUGGGCCGACAGGGUUCAUGCUGGAAGUCGAGCGCGCUUUGGUCCAGUACGGCGUGGACCCAGGUAGGAUUCACAUGGAGUUGUUUGGGGUUGGAGGUGUCCCUCGAGUGACUGCCUAGAACUGGAACGGACGCCGCGACGUUUGCCUUUAUUUUGCCUUCGUCUUCCUUGAUCAGUAUAGCGACGGCCGAUUCUUAACAACGCCGGGUCAACGAGGUGACCGCAGGUACUGUAGUAUAGAUUAGUAUAGCCUUCUUCUUCCUCGCUCCUCAUGAACGAAUGUAACGAUGCGUGUGCAACUUCUACGUGCCAAGACUCGUGCGCAAAAAUUGGUUCUUAAGAUGAAGGCGUAAAAAAAAUUUUUUAAAAAAAAAUAAAAAAAAAAAUAAGGACUGGAAGCCGACGGCUUCCGACCGUG
Molecule: messenger RNA, 2153 nt
Organism: Verruconis gallopava
Lineage: Eukaryota; Fungi; Ascomycota; Dothideomycetes; Venturiales; Sympoventuriaceae
Exons: 2
Coding region: 595-1854 (419 amino acids)
Biological process (GO): cellular response to nitrosative stress; nitric oxide catabolic process
Cellular component (GO): intracellular anatomical structure
Molecular function (GO): oxygen binding; FAD binding; nitric oxide dioxygenase [NAD(P)H] activity
Source: RefSeq, a predicted model, not a curated record